AUGGCUGAGAAUAACCUCACCACAGUAACCGAGUUCAUGCUCAUGGGCUUUACUGACCAUCCGAGCUGGGAGAUCCCCCUCUUCCUGGUGUUUCUCAGCUUCUAUCUUGUCACCAUUCUUGGGAACUUGGGCAUGAUCAUUCUCAUCCAGGUGGAUGUCCAACUCCACACCCCAAUGUACUUCUUCUUGAGCCACCUUUCUCUGUUGGAUGCCUGCUAUGCCUCAGUCAUCACCCCUCAGAUCUUGUUCACGCUGAGCACAGGCAGAACAGUCAUCUCUUAUGGUCAGUGUGCUGCCCAGUUCUUCUUCUUCACCUUAUGCGCAAGUACAGAGUGUUUCCUGCUGGCUGUGAUGGCCUAUGAUCGCUAUGUUGCUAUUAGCAACCCACUGCUCUACACCAUGGUCAUGAGUCCUAGAAGAUGCUGGGGUUUGAUAAUGGGAGCCUAUGUCUGUGGGGUGUCUGGGUCCAUUCAGCGAACCACAUGCACUUUCUCUAUCUCCUUUUGUGAGGACAAUAGAAUCGACUUCUUCUUCUGUGAUCUCCCACCUCUGCUGAAAUUGGCCUGCAGUGACACAGCAAAUGCUGAGAUUAUCAUUGUUUUAUUUGGGAACUUUGUGAUUCUGGUCAAUGCCUUGGUCAUUCUGAUUUCCUACAUGUUCAUCAUCAAGGCUGUCAUGAAGAUGAAGUCUUCAGGUGGGAGGGCUAAAACGUUUUCCACAUGUGUCUCCCACCUUACAGCUGUGGCUCUUUUCUUUGGGACUCUCACCUUCAUGUAUAUACGGAGCAGCUCAGGCAAAUCCCUGGGGGAAGACAAGGUUGUGUCUGUCUUCUACACUGUGGUCAUUCCCAUGUUGAAUCCUCUGAUCUACAGUUUGAGAAACAAGGAUGUGAAGGCUGCCUUCAGAAAGAUCACUAGUAGAUUCCAGGAGUCCAACAUGUGA
Messenger RNA from Nannospalax galili (Upper Galilee mountains blind mole rat), 942 nucleotides. RefSeq names its product olfactory receptor 9I1-like. Lineage: Eukaryota; Metazoa; Chordata; Mammalia; Rodentia; Spalacidae. Gene Ontology annotation, biological process: G protein-coupled receptor signaling pathway; sensory perception of smell. Bases 1 to 942 code for a protein of 313 amino acids. Gene Ontology annotation, cellular component: membrane. Gene Ontology annotation, molecular function: olfactory receptor activity; G protein-coupled receptor activity; odorant binding. The transcript has a single exon. The record is from RefSeq and is a predicted model, not a curated record.